CGGACACUUCCGUUGUCAUGGACACCAACAAACUUCCGGAAACAUGGCGAGACUUGAGAAACUUUACAAGCAGGUUGAUAACAUAAAAGAGCAAUAUUUUAUCCGCAACAGGAUUGCGGAGGAAAACAGACAGAAAGAGAACGAGGCUGCGGUCAGAAUUCAGAGCUGGUUCAGGGGCUGCCAGGUGAGAGCAUACCUCAGUCAUCUGCAUAAAAAUGCAACAUUAAUACAAAAAAUAUGGCGUGGAUUCACUGCAAGGGUGCUUUUCAGACAAAGGGUAAAGACAGCAUAUUUUAUCAUGAAGAUGAAUUUCUACAAUAAGAUGGCUGUCAAGAUACAGCAGAGAUGGCGGGGCUAUUAUGUGAGGAAGUAUGUACACAAUUAUUAUGCACGCAAGAGAUAUUUGGAGGGAUUGACAAGGAAGAAUGAACACAUCAGGAGAGACCUGGAGGAAUUUGCAGAGCUCCAGAGGAGAGAGAGAGAACGGAUCACUCUGGAAAAAGAGGAAAAAGAGAAAAACAUCCAGGCUCAGAGACUCCACUUCCUCCUGAGCACUAAACAGUGUCCAGGUGUUUUCAAUUCACCGUUCAGAGCAGAACCUGAUGAGAUGGAGCAGAGACUGAGAAAAGUGAAGCCGCUUCUAGUGCAAUCGGCUCCUAAAGAGAGGAAGACCCCUAAUAUAACCCCUGAACUCUUUAACCUGAUGCCAAACCGGGAGCGUCUACCACCCAUUCACAAAAAGCCACAGGGGCCCUUUCGCCCAGCUCUGGUGGUGCAGCAGCAGCGGCAGCGGCCCCUGGAGCCAAGCUUGCGCGUGGCCACAUCCAUCACUGCCCUGGAGGAGGCCAGAGAGGAGCUCAAACGGCAGGAGUGGAGGACUCGCGUCAUCGACCAGACUUUUCUUCCAUUUUCAAACACAAGCCAAAAUAAGGGGUACGAGGGCAUGAUACACACCUCCACCCCCUUUGAGCAGGUGGCAUAUGGGACCAAGCACUUCCGAGAGGAACACAAGGAGUACCUCAAGGGGAAAAAGCCCUUCAAGACCGUCUUCACUACCUGCCACGUCUUUGACAAGUUUGGACGACUGUACUCCAACGCUGGGCCUACAACUGUACGGAGCCUCCUGGCCAGCAUCGCCACCAGCACCCCGUUGAUGAAACUGAGGCACGGGCAGCAGUAAUUUGGAGAUGCAAGGGCUAUCUCUUUGAUUGCUCCUGGUCUGAGACAGGUCUUGGCUUCAACUCUGCCGUGGAGCCCAGCCAACACACACCGAAGAGAAUGAGGCACGCUGACGGCGGGACGUCCUCUUCACAGAGUGAAGCCAUAUGCAAGAGAGAGGAUAUGCCACUGAGGAGGGAAAGAAUGAAGAAGAGCGGAAAAGCUUGCUAAUGAGUAGAGACAGGGAAAAUAUGAAAAAGUCUUGUCCUCAUAUUCCUGUCUCUGGGAAAACUUUUUCCCUGGCCAGAAGGGUGUAAUAGAUAUGAAAUGUGAUUUUUCCAUUUUUUUUUUUGGAUACAUUAGAUUCUUAGUUAUACUUCUUCAGCAACAUGUAUAGAUUUACAUUUUUUUUUACAGUAGAUAUUAAAAAUGCAAUUCAUGCAUAUA
Messenger RNA from Onychostoma macrolepis, 1605 nucleotides. RefSeq names its product spermatogenesis associated 17 (gene spata17). The transcript has 12 exons. The record is from RefSeq and is a predicted model, not a curated record. Gene Ontology annotation, cellular component: spindle pole. The coding region runs from base 44 to 1180 and encodes 378 amino acids. Gene Ontology annotation, molecular function: protein binding. Gene Ontology annotation, biological process: spindle organization; establishment of meiotic spindle localization; mitotic cell cycle. NCBI's taxonomy places the organism in Eukaryota, Metazoa, Chordata, Actinopteri, Cypriniformes, Cyprinidae.